ACACAGUCCUACCGAGUGACCGAGGGAACGAGAAAAGCCUGGCGCCUGCGUACGGCUUCGGUGUCCAGAAGCAGAGCGCUAAAGCAGCUGAAAGUGUGAGAGGAGAAGUUCAGUUUUUAGCAUAGUCGCGCCGGUUCUCGUUUCACCUCUUUAAAUGGUAGAAACCACUGUGGGAUAGUGAUUGGAGUUGACAAGCCCGCUUCACUACUGUAUCCCCCCCUCCUUCGUCUCCUUCUCCUCCUCCUCCCCUCCCGCUCAACACACACAACCAGGAAAUCGUCGAGGUGUGCUUCUUUUAUCCCGCUUGUGGCUACCCCAUUCGCGGGUGUCGAUGCGGUUUUCUUCCCCUCUUUUUUCCUAGGUUUUUUAAAAUAUAUAUAUACAUAUUAUUUUUAUUCCGCUGGUUUGACUCUUCAAGCCGGGCUUCACCCCUGAAGUCAGCCAAAGUUGCCUGCGAGGAGAGGAUCUCCACUCUGGCCGAACAAUGAGUGAAUCAAGUAUUUGCCAGGCUCGGGCCACUGUGAUGAUCUAUGACGAUGGCAAUAAGAAGUGGCUUCCUGCGGGCACUGGACCCCAAGCCUUCAGCAGGGUGCAGAUCUAUCACAACCCAAGCAACAAUGCCUUUAGGGUAGUGGGACGCAAGAUGCAGACAGAUCAGCAGGUUGUUAUAAACUGUCCAAUCGUUAGAGGCCUCAAGUAUAAUCAGGCCACACCUAAUUUUCACCAGUGGCGGGAUGCCCGACAAGUUUGGGGACUCAACUUUGGCAGCAAGGAGGAUGCUGCUUUAUUUGCCAAUGGCAUGAGCCACGCUCUGGAGGUCCUCAACUCCAUGGCAGACGCAGGUUAUGCUACCCUCCCCCGCCCCGUGUCAAAUGGGCCUUCUCCUGAAGAGCUUGAACAACAGCGGAGGUUGGAGCAGCAGAGGUUGGAACAGCAGGAACGGGAGCGUCAGGAGAGAGAAAGACAGGAGUGGGAGCGGCAGGAAAGAGAGAGGCUGGAAAGAGAAAGACAAGCUGCUGCAGUUCCUCCAGCCCCUCCAGCUCCUCCACUGGCCACUGGAGGCCCUGCUCCUCCACCGGCUCCUCCUCCACCCCCUGGCCCUCCUCCAGCUCCUGCCCCUCCUCCAGCAGCUGGCAUCCCCCCGCCUCCGGGACCACCUCCCACAGGACCUCCCCCGGCCCCACCCCUGCCCACUUCGGGUGGCGGAAAUGGCAUUGGCGGUGGGGGAGGAGGGGCAGGAGGGGGCUUGGCGGCUGCCCUUGCAGGAGCUAAACUCCGCAAAGUAUCCAAGCAGGAUGAUGGCCCGCCUGCACCUCCAACUCCAGCUCCAGUUUCCAGAACUGAGUCCACCCGCAGCAGCAACGCAUCCAUUGGAGGAGGAGGAGGAGGGGGUUUGAUGGGUGAAAUGAGUGCCAUCUUGGCACGCAGGAGAAAAGCUGCAGACACUGGAGAGAAGCCACCUGUGAAACCACAAGAUAAUGAUGAGUCAGAGUCUCCAAGUCAAAGUGACGCCGUCAGAAGACCUUGGGAGAAACCUUCUAUGAUCAGGAAUAACUCCAUCCCCAAGAGCAUGGACUCCACUUCCUCAUUGUCCCAAGUUCCCAGGGCAAAGGCUGCAAGCAAUAAUAAUGAAGCAAGUGGAGCCGAUGACUCAGAUUUAGAGAAAAUGAAACAGGAGAUCUUGGAGGAAGUGCGGAAAGAACUACAAAAAGUCAAAGAGGAAAUUAUUGGAGCCUUUAUUCAGGAGCUUCAGAAGAGAAGCACAUAGUUCUGCUGAGCGUCAGGUGUAACGGAGGGAUGCGAUGGGUGGAGCUGACCGAGGUCCGCUGAGGCCUUUCCUCCACGUCACCCUCUCAUGUAGCCCAGGGAUUUCUCGUUAUCUUCUACACAUUUUCUCUUCUCUCUCUCUUACACAAACACAUGAGCAUAUGUGCUUACUGUACAACAUGCAUAUUCACUUCAUCUUAAUGGUAACCCAGGGAACCUCCUCAAGUCGCCAUUUGGCACUUUUUGACCAUCACUUGCUUUUAUUGCAGCGGUGAUGUCCCCAUCUGUACCAUCUCUUCCCGCUCAGCCGUCCCGUCGUGCCCUUUUUGUGUCCCGUUCAUCUGAAUCAUUUCAGAGCACUUAACUACCGCCAGAGUUGCUCUUGCAAGUUUGCCAUCUCUAACCCUCUUUGUUGCAGAACCCCUGCUGCUUGUGUCCUCUCCUUCUGCUAUCAGAUGCACCAUUUUUCCUGGUAGAGAAGUCUUCAGUAUUCAGGCACACUGUAUUAGUCAUAUUUUUUACUGUAAUAGAAAGAGGCUGGCAUGCUGGGAUCAUUUUCUCCCUUUCUCAGUUGCCAUGAAAAUGUUGAGACUUCUGCUAGUCUGUAUGGCAGCUGGAUGUGGAGAGGGAAAAAAAAUCAAACAAAACAGUGAAGCCAUCUUCUUUAAUACUGCAGCAUAUCUCAGUCAAGUGGACUUUAAGCUCCCGCCAAAGACUAAGAACUAAAGCGGCACAACGAAAGCCUUCACACUCCUGCUGCACAGAGAUACUAGAGGAAGAGGAGACAAGCAAAGGGAAGCUAAUGUUCAACCAGAGUGCUGUGAAAGAGGAGUGUGUUGUAGUUUUAUGAUGUGAGAAACUUAUUCUCUUUGCAUUGCACUUGUUCCAGAGGAUGUGUGUGUGUGUGCCACACCGCCUUGAUAGACUAUUCCCUCUCACUUAAAAUGAGACCUUAUUCAUUGGCCAGUGUGGCGCUCCUGCUGUCCACUGUGCUUCCGCUUGUUGUUAUAUUUCUUUCUUUGUUUUGUUGUUUUUUUUCCCUUCUAGAUCCGUUUUCUAAUUUUGAAACAUGAAAAAUGGCCAUGAUGAGGUCAAUUAAUUUGGCCAUGACCAACUGCCUUGAGAAUAAAUAUAUAAAUAUAUAUAUAUGGAAAAAUAUAUAUUUGUUUUGAGGGAAAUGUUAGCGAAAAAGGUGUUUCUAUUUUAAUUGAAAUGACUGGUGAAUGGGAAUUUCAUUAUCUUUUUUUUUCCAAUGAUUUGUUUUCUAAUGAAAUGUUGUUUUGUUGUUGUUUUUGUUUACUUUCUUUUUUCUAAUAGAGUCUAGGCUUUUUACACUGAAAUAUAAAGAAAACAGCUUAGAGACACUGGAUUAGAAAUGCCUUUAUAGUCGAAUACAGCUGCUUCUUGAAACGCA
Neolamprologus brichardi is the source of this 3181-nucleotide messenger RNA. It is a transcript of the gene vaspb, whose product is annotated as vasodilator stimulated phosphoprotein b. Gene Ontology annotation, biological process: actin cytoskeleton organization; axon guidance; neural tube closure. NCBI's taxonomy places the organism in Eukaryota, Metazoa, Chordata, Actinopteri, Cichliformes, Cichlidae. The record is from RefSeq and is a predicted model, not a curated record. Gene Ontology annotation, molecular function: SH3 domain binding; profilin binding.